Molecule: messenger RNA, 447 nt
Organism: Paracoccidioides brasiliensis Pb18
Exons: 1
Coding region: 1-447 (148 amino acids)
Biological process (GO): DNA repair
Molecular function (GO): catalytic activity
Source: RefSeq, a predicted model, not a curated record
AUGUCUGCCAACAAGAAGAUCACCGCCUCCGACCUCGGCCUUCAUCUCACCCUCGCCCAGCCCAGUGAAGCCAGCAGUGAGUAUUUCAAAUGGUUUCUCGCCUGCCUCCUCUUCGGCAAACCUGUACAACAAGAAGUGGCCAAACGCGCCUACUUCGAACUAAUCCACGACAAUAUCACCUCUCCCGAAGCAGUUCUCGAUGCCGGCUGGGACAAGCUCGUUGAGAUGUUGGAUAGGGGCCACUAUGUCCGCCAUGACUUCUCUACGGCGACGAAGUUGCUAGAUGUCUCUACUGGAAUUAAGGAAGAGUAUGGGUCCUUUGGACAGUUGGUUGAAGGUGCAGGGUCUAGAGAGGAGUUGGAGAAGCGGCUGCAGUCUUUUAGGGGGGUAGGGCCAAAGACAGUGGAGAUAUUUUUGAGGGAUAUGGAGCCUGUUUUGGGUAUUUAG